Pongo pygmaeus (Bornean orangutan) is the source of this 2100-nucleotide messenger RNA. RefSeq lists its product as uncharacterized. The coding region runs from base 1 to 453 and encodes 150 amino acids. The transcript is spliced from 2 exons. Lineage: Eukaryota; Metazoa; Chordata; Mammalia; Primates; Hominidae. The record is from RefSeq and is a predicted model, not a curated record.
AUGUCCCCCAAUGUGGAAAGGCAGGGCACACCUGACGUGUGGGUGCCGCUCAGCAACCCCCGCGUCGGCCGCCGACCCCCAGCUCCCCGGCGGGGCCUCCUCCUGCCACGUGACGCCCCCGCCAGGGGCCCCAGCGCCCUCCUCGCGGCCGCGCCGUUCCGGCUCCCGAGCCCCGCCUGCGCGCGGCCUCCUCGGCGCAGCCAUCCUCUUGGCUGCCGCGGGCGGCAAAGCCCACGGCAUCUGCCAUUUGUCAUUCAGCCCGUCGGUACCGCCCCGAGCCUUGAUUUAGACACGGCUGGGGCGUGCUCUGGCCUCACUCUCCGGGCGGGUGCUGGACGGACGGACUGGGCAGCCGUGCUCACAGCCCAGCAGCGCAGGGCCUUGGCGCGCGGGGCGCUUCCCCGGGUCGCCGUCAUGGCCGCGGAGGUGGCACGCCCGAGCGGCCUCGCCUGAGCUCCGGGGGUCGUCGCCCCGCAGGGUAGGUGUCUGGGUGCUCGUGGCUGCGGCGGGCGGGCUGGGGGCAGCGGUGGCCGUGCAUUGCCGCACUGCGAGGACGGCGCUGGGUUCGCGGCCGCGAGGAGGGUGUGCCUUUGCCGCGCCGCCUACGUGCGGGUCCGGGCUCCGCGGGGCUGGGUGCGGGACCCCGCAGAUCGUCACGCGCAAUCCAGGCAGCCCCACCGCGAGUGCCGCCGGACCCCCUGGACGCCGCUGCCAGAGGCGUUCGCGCCUAUCUGGUAUGCGGUCCACAGACCCGAUUCUUACAACCUGGCGCUCUAACCUCGCCAACGGGCCAGGAAAAAAAACAGAACAAGGAAAAGAAGAAAAAGUCUGUUCAAAGUAAUAAUGGGACUAGACAGUAACUGUUUGCACUUUCGUCUCUUAUGGAAAAUAUGAUUAUUUUGAUGCUUUAGUAUUACAGACUGUAUCAGACAUACUCUUAAAAGUAUUUAAAAACGUGGGGUCCUAAAAAUUUCCUAGAUCGGGACAGCUGAUAAUGCAACUUCUGUUAGUCUCCGCAUCCAACUUUCAGGGCGGAGUGGGGAUUUCUACCUUUAACUGGAUAUACUCCUGUAAUUUUGAAUAUUUUUUCUCAUCAAAUGUGUUACUUUCGUGUUUUAGGAAACCAAUAAAAAUCAAAAAUAGAAACACCCAGCUUAGGUCCUCCUUCUUCCAGGAAUCCUCCUCUAACCCCUCCCUCCCAGGCAGGAUCGGAGGCCCCUCCCGGCUGCUUUCUGGGGCCUCACUGAGGUCCUGGUCCCCUAAGUCCUCCCCCGCAGCCCCUCCGCGUAUUAACCCACCGAUCUCGCUGGGCCCAGAGAUUGCUUACUUAGCACAUGGUAAGUGAUUAAUACUGUUUAAUGACCAAGGGAAAAGAUAAAAUGUUCUCUGAUGUUUCACGCUUUUUGCUCUGAAGUUAAAUAGUGGUAAAUUUAUAUGCGCUUAGAUAAGAACAUUUAACAGUUAAGGAUCUGGAAAAGUUGACGACGUCCGAUGUCCGUGUUUCCUGAUCCAGCAGUUGCACGCCUGGGUAUUCAUCCUUAAGAACAAUGUUUUUCAGAAUUUGAAGUCCAUUUUAGUGGGUCGUAAAGUCACUUAAGUGGAUGAUCAGAAUUUGUAAAACAUAGACGGAGAAUAGAACAUCAGUGUCUCUCAGGUCAUAGGGGUGUUCGCUUUAUGAAUCUCUCUCCCUCUCCUCAGUUUCAUACAUACACAAAUGUGUGUCAUGAUGUAAAACGUCAUUCUUUAGUAUGAGUCAUGGACAAAAAAGUUUGAAAGCCACUGCCCUAGAUAAAUUUUAAUACAUGUCCACAAGCAGACGUGUACAAGAAGGUUGACUAAUAGCAGAAAACUGGAUGCCGCCUUCAUGCCCACCUGAAGGAGAAAGAUAAAUUAUACACCAGUCAGAAAAAGGGCACACUGUACAGUGGCCAAUGAAGUAUUUUUGUGUUUCAACACAAAUGCCUUUCAGUGUUCAACCAAAAAAAAAAAGUUGCCGGAGAAUGCUGUGUGAUAUCAUCUAUGUAAAAUUCAGAACUUGAUGGAGCAAAGCUGUUGUUUAGGGAUGCAUAUAUAGGCAUUAAAAGUAGUAAAGAAAAAAAA